Messenger RNA from Exophiala bonariae, 1314 nucleotides. RefSeq names its product Heat shock protein ssb1. The transcript is spliced from 7 exons. The record is from RefSeq and is a predicted model, not a curated record. Bases 1 to 1314 code for a protein of 437 amino acids. Gene Ontology annotation, molecular function: ATP binding; ATP-dependent protein folding chaperone. Gene Ontology annotation, cellular component: cytosol; nucleus; plasma membrane. NCBI's taxonomy places the organism in Eukaryota, Fungi, Ascomycota, Eurotiomycetes, Chaetothyriales, Herpotrichiellaceae.
AUGUCUGACGAAGUUUAUGAAGGUGCCAUUGGCAUUGAUCUUGGCACUACCUACUCAUGCGUUGCUAACUAUGAGGGUACCAAUGUCGAAAUCAUUGCCAACGAGCAGGGUAGUUUUACAACUCCCUCAUUCGUCUCUUUCACCGAUGAGGAGCGUCUUGUCGGUGAGGCAGCGAAGAACCAGGCUGCCAUGAACCCAGCAAACACUGUCUUUGAUGUCAAGCGAUUGAUCGGACGAAGAUACGAAGACCCCACCGUCAAGAAGGAUAUCGAGUCAUGGCCAUUCAAGAUCAUCGACCAAGGUGGCAAUCCUAUGGUCCAGGUCGAAUAUCUCAAAGAGACCAAGACAUUCUCCCCUCAAGAGAUCUCCUCAAUGAUCCUGACAAAGAUGAAGGAGGUUGCCGAAGUCAAACUUGGCAAGAAGGUCGAAAAGGCCGUCAUCACUGUUCCUGCUUACUUCAACGACAACCAGCGACAAGCCACCAAGGACGCAGGUGCCAUUGCAGGUCUCAAUGUCCUCCGUAUCAUCAACGAACCUACUGCUGCUGCUAUCGCAUACGGUCUUGGAUCCGGAAAAUCUGACAAGGAGCGUAAUGUUCUGAUCUACGAUCUCGGUGGCGGUACCUUUGAUGUGUCCCUCUUGAACAUCCAAGGUGGUGUUUUCACCGUCAAGGCCACCGCUGGCGAUACCCACUUGGGUGGUCAAGAUUUCGAUACCAACCUUCUCGAUCACUUCAAGAAGGAGUUCCAGAGAAAAACCAAGAAGGAUCUCUCUGGUGACGCACGUGCUCUCCGAAGACUCCGGACCGCUUGCGAACGUGCCAAGCGAACAUUGUCCAACGGUACCCAGACCACUGUCGAAAUUGAUUCUCUUUUCGAUGGUGAAGAUUUCAACGCCCAGAUCACUCGUGCUCGUUUCGAAGAUCUUAACGCCAAGGCAUUCAGCGGCACACUCGACCCUGUCCAGCAGGUCCUCAAGGAUUCCGGCCUUGAGAAGUCCAAAGUCGACGAGAUCGUGUUGGUUGGCGGCUCCACCCGUAUUCCUCGCAUCCAGAAGUUGUUGAGCGAUUUCUUCGAUGGCAAGAAGCUCGAGAAGAGCAUCAACCCUGACGAGGCUGUUGCCUAUGGUGCCGCCGUACAGGCCGGUAUCCUAUCCGGCAAGGCCACUUCCGCCGACACUGCCGACCUCCUACUUCUCGAUGUUGUUCCCCUUUCUCUUGGUGUUGCUAUGGAAGGCAACAUCUUCGCUCCAGUCGUGAGCCGUGGGUCCACCGUCCCCACUCUGAAGAAAAGACAUUCUCCAGCAGCCAAAUAA